Trichosporon asahii var. asahii CBS 2479 is the source of this 5511-nucleotide messenger RNA. RefSeq names its product vacuolar membrane protein. Gene Ontology annotation, cellular component: GATOR1 complex. The record is from RefSeq and is a predicted model, not a curated record. Gene Ontology annotation, biological process: negative regulation of TORC1 signaling; positive regulation of autophagy; intracellular signal transduction. Gene Ontology annotation, molecular function: GTPase activator activity. Bases 1 to 5511 code for a protein of 1836 amino acids. The transcript has 4 exons. Lineage: Eukaryota; Fungi; Basidiomycota; Tremellomycetes; Trichosporonales; Trichosporonaceae.
AUGAGCUGCCCCGACUCGGAUGCGGCUUCACGCUUGCGGGGGACGCGUCCGCGUUCCUCCACCAAUGUGCAGAGGGGAACCAGAGCUCCUAUGACACCCAUGAACAACAACAACACCGCGCCCGGCUUACCGCAAACAAUAAGUCAUGCCGAGCGACGACACAGACGACACGCGGAAAUUCAUGGGCCCAAUGGCCACUUUCAGGACCAUCAUCACGAGCAUAACUAUGGCCGCAGCCAUGGCCACACUCGCACAAGUUCCGCCCCCAGCCCACCGACGACGGAUAUCGAGACAUUCCCGCAACCCUCGACGCCGGCGCCUCAGCACGGCGCGCUGAUGCCCUCGCCUAUGUCUCCCACUGAUAUGGGUUUCCCGGGUGGACCGGAUGGUCGCGUCAUCAUGUCGCUGUACACCUAUCAUCCGCCUGUCAAUAUCCCUCCGGCGAAAGAUCAAGCAUCGCUUGUGCCGGCCCCUGCCCAUGUGAAUUCGACGAAGGUUUCACUUUCUUAUGCGUCUUUGCCAUGGCCAGUGCGACCGGGGGACUAUCUCGAGAUUCGUAGAGUGAAUGCUCCGCAGAUGCCCUCCCGACCUGGACCAAAGCCUGUUUCAGGCACCGGCGACAAGUCCAACGAGCUGGAUGCCUUGGCUGGUGUCAAGCCCAAUAAAGGCCGCGAUGGCUACGUUUUCCGCAUAGGAGAAGAUUGUCCCAACGUGCCAGUCAACCAGAUCCAGGUUCCGAAUGCCGUGGCAACGGCAUUCAAGAUGCAGCAUCGCCAGGAUGUCGAAAUCUGCCGCAUUCCGGAGCCCGAGUCGGCCGAGAUCGACUACAUCGAGCUGCACUUCUCUCAGUACGUCGGCCGCUCCGACAUGUGGCGUAUUGGAAUGUCGCUGGAGAAUCAGGCUGUUCACGUGGGUGAGAAGGUCACCCUGGCCGGAGGUGCGGUCCGCGCAGACGUCCACGGCAUUUGGAAAGGCAAGCAUCGACGAGCGUCAGGUAUUGUUACUAGCAAAACCAAGACUAUUUACCGCUCGAAAUCCGCCCAGACGUAUCUGUUCAUUCAGAUCUGCCAGGAGACGUACGAGUUCGACGAGGACGGCGAGCGCUACUACGAGAAGGUCCUCCAUGAGCUAUUCCAGAAAUGGACGGCCGUGAACGCCACUCAUCUAGUGACCAUCGUUCUCUUUGCCCGUGUGUAUUACAACGACGACGAAGUUGAGUAUCUGCGCAAGUACGACCUUGGUCUCGGCUUGAUGAAGGACCAUCGUGACCGGUGGUGCAAGGACUUCUACAAGGUCGCUGUGGACUUCGAACGCCGAUCAGACUGGAUGACGGCGCUUACGGACGUGAAGCAGCAUAUGGAGCGAUGUGAGGCGGAAAUUCUUCGAAAUUUCCAUCUCAACUUGAUGGUCAAGAAUGGCUUCGAGAAGGAGCAGAAGCGGAUCAUCGGCCACUGGAGCUUUGCGUACGAGGGCAACGUCCUGGAAGCGAUCAAUCUCGCCUUGAACCCCUUCGACGAGCACAACAUCGAUCGUGACCUAUCGCGUACCGGCCUGUCUCUCAUUGUCAUUACGCCAGGUACAGGUCACUUCUCGGUUGAGAAGAACCUCCUACGGUUGACGACUGAGCGCAUGAUCGACCACGGUGUGACGCUCGACCUUGUGUGCCUUACAAAGAUGCCUCUCCAUUCGGUGCCGUUGUUCAGUUAUAUGUCUGAACGACCACGCCGGCCAGCGGAUGAUGCCGACGGCAAGGUCGGACCUUCGACCCCUGAUCCGCUCUACUUCGACGCGAACAUGGACAAGCCGAAUGACCGAGAGCUCACCGAGUGUUACUCGUUAGCGUUCUGGGUUUACUGCUCGUUCUACGCGAAGACGCACGACAAGCCAUUCCGACGCGAUCGCUUCGUGCCACGCUGCAAGAUGUACGAGAUCCAGAUGCUGGGUAUCCUGGACCACAACCUCACCACUGUUGUGCUACCGCUCUUGGAUGUGCCGGAUGUCGAUACCAAAGAGAAAAAGCUGUCGGACGUCGAGCGCAAGCUCAUUCACGAGGACUUUGACGCUGCGAUAUUCGGGGAUGGCAAGAAUCCCAACAUCAAGGAUGCCUCUGUCUCGCCGCCGAGUACCGCGCGAACAGGUACCAUCAGCCCUUCCCUCAGCACGAGCUUCCAGUCCACGCGGCGGUUCCACCGUAUUGAUGAGGGCCUCUCCUCUUCGCCGAAGCCGCCGCUCGCCUCUCGUGGCUCAUCACGGACACCUGCAUCCAUCGUUGAGCUCGAGGAGAACCUCUCCAACCCCUCCAAUCCUUCCCUGCCAGACGUGUCCGGCCCCAUUGCAAGUGGAGUGUCGGGCAUGAUUCCCGACAUGCCCCUAGUGAAGAAGAGCAGUGCUGCACCUCUUGGGUCUCAUCGACGACCUUCGACGUUGGAUCAAUCGACGCCUUCCUCACGCGUAGCCAGCAUUGUCCAGCUCGGCACCUCUCCGACACAUUCCAUUACCUCCACUGCGACCGAACACCCUGCUUCCGGAGCAUCAACACCGAAACUCACACCGAGCAAGAAGCUCAAGAACCAGAGCAGCCGAGGAUCGUUCGCUAGCCGUUUCGCUGCUACAUGGCUGUUCAGCUCGCUGGGCGCAAGAGCCAGUCCGAGUACAGCGACCACUGCCAACGAGACCGUCCAGAGGCAAGACGUAUCCAGUGUCUUCGGCAACAGCAAGCCUUCGUCUCCGUCGUCUCAACGACAAGAACUGCAGCCGCCCAUUUCUGUGCCUGCUACGCCGCAACCUGUGCCGGGCGCUUUACCACCGUCACCUAAACCAAAGGCUCGGGCUGUUUCUAACGCCGUCACCCAACCGCUCCCGAUCUUGGCGAACCCAACACGAGCGCUCAAGAAUGAGGAGGUUGUGAGGUCUAUGCCGCGAUCGAUUCCCAGGUCCAUUCCUCGGUCACUGCCGAAGUCGAUGCACAACUCCUUACGUCAGGCGCGAUCCAUGGAGGACUCGUGGCGCAACAAGUCGAAUGCGGCCUUCGGACGCACCUGCAGGCAUACCACUGUCAACCCCUGCAACCCCGAUGAAGAUGACAUCACACACGCUCACAAGCAGCGGUGGCAGCAUGUUCGCCCUCGGUUCACGAUGGACAGGCAAAAGAGUGUCAAGUGGCGCAGCCUGUGUGCCCCCGCUAUUUUGCCUCUCACGACCGACUUCAUGCCGACGCCGGAGGAGAUCGCCACCUUCUACGAGGCACACAGUUACGACAUCGCUUGUUUCCCUGACCAAGUAUCGUUCCUCAUACGUCCUGACGCCGCGCAGGUCAAUCUCCCGCUGGCUGUCAUGCGUGAGAUGGCGUCCCAGCGUCUGUCGCAGAACUUCCAGUUCAUCGUCUUGCCACAUAACACGGUCGUGACCGAUGUGCAGACCAAGGACCGCGCGAUGCCUCUCGGCACGGGGAAGAAUCUCCUUCUCGGCGACUCCACUCGCGCCGGUCUGCGUGUGGGCGGCGCGUCUGAGGUCCUGAAGGACGCCAGCGGCGCCAUCUACCUCUCAUGGUCCAACCAUGUGCAUCGCCUGACGUUUGACCCGCAGAAGCAGAGUGUCACCGUUCAGCGUUUCGUACGCAAGGUCCGCCACUCGACUGCGCCUCACUCUUACAAGUGUCUUGUCUGGCCCUACCAGCUGCACGACUUCCAGGAAGCCACCGCCAUGUUCCGAUACCCGAACAUUGACGCCAAGCUCAACUUCAACUACCUCGAUCGUCUCAUCGCAGGCGAGGAAGACCGUCUUCAGUCCAAUCUGCGGUUCUGGCGAACUCGAUACCUUCUGAUCCCUUCCGGGAAAGAGUUAUCUAGCUUGACUAACGUUAUGAAGAAAGGCAACAAGGAGGAAGAGUACGCCAUUUCCGAGAUUCUCAUCACCGGUGCCAUGAAGGUCUUAGAGCUCAUGGGUAAAAACCAGUGGACGCGACCGGGAGAGAACGCCCGCCCCCUCAGGCUAUUAGCGACAACAUUCGACCCUUCGGCGUGUGUCUUGGAUGAGGGUCUGAUGUCUGAGCUUGACCGCCUGACGAACAAGACCGACAAGAUCGACUCUGGACACAAGCUCGAGGGAAUGACGUUGCAGGAGCUCGCCGCAAUGAUGAACAAGCCUAACAACGGUCUCAUCAUCCGUGACCGCUGGUGGAACUUCAAGGUGCACGAAGACUCGUUCACGGGCGAGCAAUUCUGCGAAUGGCUGAAGGAGACGUUCUCAGACGUCGAGACACGUGAGCAGGCCGUCGAGUGGGCCGAGUCGCUCUUCUCAAAGGGCCUCAUCGAACACGUCAUGGGCAAGCACAACUUCCACGACACGUAUUUCUUUUACCGCCUCAGUACGCAGUACGACAACGACGCCAAGAGCCAGACGAACCGCACCAAGAACUGGUUCGGCAAGCCUGCCUUCCCACUGCCCAAGAACUGGGUCGACGAGACCAAGCCGCUCCGCCUCACGGACAAGCCAGCCAAGAAGAAGAAGGUCAAGAUGUCGCAAAGCGUCGUGAUCGACUUGGACCCGCACAAGAAGAGUGACAGAGCGGAAGUCGCCAUUCUGCAUGCGGACAUUGUGCACAACACUCGCAAUGCCUUCCAUUUCGAACUGAACUGGCUCGGUGUCACCGCUGGACUGCUCGAGGAACUGCGUUCCAAGGCGUCGGCUCUAGCGGAACGCUAUGGACUGCGUCUUGUUGAAGCUCCGGUCGAGCAGAUAAAGGACAUCGGGCAGAAGUGCGCGUACCGCGCUCCCAUCCCCAUUCGCCUGGCUCUCGCGCCGCCCGUCAUCCCGGACCUGCACCUGCGACUUACGGAGUCGAUCGGUUCGGGACAAUGCGCGCACUACUUCGAGUACGCGAUCCUUACACAGAAGUUCGGCUUCGUGCUCGACCUCGAGGCGACGGAGCGGUAUCCCGACACGAUCGAGGUUGAGUACGCUUACCGCUCCAAGGCGCGCUUCGAGUACAGCCAGUUCGUGCACCGCUCCGGUCUUGCGCUUGUGCAGUGCGCGGGUCGCGAGGAAGGCUUCCUCUGGGCAGACAAUCGUCCGUUCAUCUCGGCGCCCACUCGCGGACGGCAGCAGAGUGCGGAGAGCUAUGCUGGCAACCUCACCCCAAUGGCGACGAAGCAGGAGCAGGCGCGCCUGCUGCGCGAGGAGCUUGAGGCGUUCUGCGCCGAUCCUGUCGCGCUCGCCGAGUUCUAUGAGGAGGUCACUCCUCCCCCGCCCAGCGUGCUCUCGCCUGACCAGGAGAAGUUCGAGAAGGGUGACAAGAACGACAAGGGUGGUGACAAGGACAAGGGCGAGAAGAAAGCGGAGAAGGGCGACAAGCCAGAGCCGAAGCAGGAGAAGGCGGACAAGGGAGCGGAGAAGGAGAAGAAGGCGGAGAAGCCUGCUUUGGGGGAGAAGAAGCCGGACCCCAAGGACAAGCCGGAAAAGAACGACAAGACGUCCAAGUCUGAGCCGGCCUCGAAGGACGAGGCCAAGUAG